Messenger RNA from Trichechus manatus latirostris (Florida manatee), 2439 nucleotides. Its product is annotated as C-type lectin domain family 4 member C. The transcript has 6 exons. Gene Ontology annotation, cellular component: external side of plasma membrane. Gene Ontology annotation, biological process: antifungal innate immune response. Gene Ontology annotation, molecular function: signaling receptor activity; carbohydrate binding. The coding region runs from base 164 to 802 and encodes 212 amino acids. Lineage: Eukaryota; Metazoa; Chordata; Mammalia; Sirenia; Trichechidae. The record is from RefSeq and is a predicted model, not a curated record.
CUGAGUCACAUCUCUUAGCUUAAUCAGAGCAAGUACACAAGGCUCAGUGAACUUGGCCUCUUGGAAAGAAGCCAGAUCUCUCUGGUAACAUCUUCAGGGAGAGUGAUAGAAGAGCUCCUGGGCCUCCUGAUUACACGGAGCCAAAAGGGUGUGUGUACACACAAUGGUUCAAGGACAACCUCAAGGUAGAGAGACUGAAGUCUGGUGGCAUCAGGUGAAGGUCUGGUCUGCUGCUGUGGUUUCCCUCUUACUCCUCAGUGCCUGUUUCAUCGUGAGCUGUUUGGUGAAUCAUGAUAAUUUUGUGUAUACCAAAAUUGGCAGGAAGCUGCAUAAACUACAAGACCACCAACAAUAUCUUUCACAUUUGACCUGCUUCAAAGAAAGAAAGGGGCUAAAAGAUUGGCACUGCUGCCCAACAUCCUGGAGUCCAUUUCAGUCCAGCUGCUACUUUAUUUCUACUGAAUUGAAAAAUUGGACUGAUAGUGAGAAGAACUGCUCUGAGAUGGGGGCACAUCUGAUGAUGAUCAACACUAAGGAGGAGCAGCAGUUCAUCAUCCAGAAGCUGGAUGGAAAUUUUGCUUACUAUGUGGGGCUGUCAGACCCAGAGGGGAAGCGCCAAUGGCAAUGGGUUGAUCAGUCACCAUACAACGCAAAAGUCACAUUCUGGCAUCCUGGGGAACCCAAUACGCAUGAUGAGCAUUGUGUUAUCAUAAAUUCUCGUAAUGGAAACUGGGGCUGGAAUGAUGCCUUUUGCGAUGUAAUGCAAAGGUCAAUUUGUGAGAUGAUGAUGAUCUCCUUAUGAAUGGAACAUUCUCCAUGGACAUGUGGUUGGAUUGGCAUCCACCAUGAAAGGGAUAGCUAAUUUGCUCUUUUUGUUUACGUGUGUCUUGUGUAAGGGAUAUUCAUAGAAUUUUUCAAUAAGCUGUCAUCUAUUCCACUUAUGAUAGAAUCAGUUCACACAUUCAUUCGUUUAUUCACUCAUAAUUGGAGAGCCCUUUUGCAGACGCAUAAAAUGAGCAUAAGACUUCUCUCCUAAUUUCUGUUUGACUAGCAGUGGGUUAGGUACUGAUAUCAGUAUUUGAUGUGGUUCCUCUCUAUGUCUGGCUUGUUCUCUUUAUGAUUUGGUCAAAAUAAUUUUCCAUUUCUCUCAGACAGAUUUAUUACUUUUAAAUGAAAACAUACUAGGUAGCAGCAAGAAUUCAGUACCCACCCACAGAAGGUAAGAUUCUAGCUUUAGCCCAGUAUAUUAUUUGGACUCUCUCUGCUCAGUCUUGAGCUUGUAAAUUUUUCUUUGUGUCGUAGUUUUACAGAAACACAUAGUUUCUGUGUAUGGAUUGUCAUCCCAAAUGGCCCUGGUUUGUUUUCACCCCUCUUCUUUCUAACCCUACUGCCGUUGACUGGAUUCUGACUCAUAGUGACCCCAUAGGGUUUCCAAGGGUUAUGGAAGCAGCCUGCCACAUCUUUCUUCCACGAAGUGGCUGGUGGGUUUGAAUUGACGACAUUUUGGUUAACAGCCAAGCACUUUUAAUCAUUGUGCCAGCAGGGCUCCUUCUUUUUACUAAAGUUCCUACAAAUCACUCUAUUUCUACAACAAUAUAAAAACAUAUCAUAUUUAUAGUAAAAAAAAAAGAAAAGUUGCCGUCGAGUCAACAGUGACUCAUGGCAAACCCAUGUGUGUCAGAGUAGAACUGAACUACAUAGGGUUUUCGGCGACAGAUUUCUUGGAAGUAGAUUGCCAGGCUUUUCUUCUGAAGAGUUUCUUGGUGGACUUGAAGCUCUAACCUUUUGGUUAUUAGCCAAAUUCAUUAACUCUUUGCACCACCAAGGGACUCCAUAUUUAUAAUAUGGCUUGUAAUUCAUCGCUGUGGCAUGGUGAUUACAACUGAUUAUGAUGAAACUGAUUCCAUCAAUGGCUUUACUUGUAUAGAUUUUCACAAUGUGACCUGAGAUUUUGACCCUAUCAUCUUGAGGCAACGGAGUCAUUUCAUUUUUGCAGCCAUGCAUUUCCUGACUAUAUAUUAAGAAGGGUUAUUUUUGGAGGUCCGAGCUUAACCACUGUAUGUAGAAUUUACUAGUUUAACUCUCAAAGAACAAUUUAUACACAAUUCCUCUCACUUGUUCAUCUACACGGAAAGUUUUAAGUCUUGCUUGCACACUAUAUUCACAAUCCUAGGGAGCUUUUAAAAAAAAGACCUCACCCUUAGCAUCUAUAUUUUUUCAAAUUCUUCAGAAUUGAGAAUCUCUGGUCUACAUUUACAAUAAAAGGAGUACCAAAGUUUAAAAAGUUUCUCCUAUGGAGUAUCAUUUUAUGUAUGAGCUCAGACCUCUGAGGUAGACACUUCCCCACAGAUACGGUGAGACUACAUUUGGUAACUCUAUUAGUUUCCUGUUGCCACUGUAACAAAUUAACACAAGCACAAAACUUAAAAAAAAAAAAAA